GACAAGUCAGAAAAUUUAAUUCUACAAUGGGGUUUACCCAUUUUAUGGUUGAUAUAAAGAAUAAUAGUUUAAACCUCUUCUUGUUGUGCCUAAUCUGUUACCUAUUCUUUUUCUACCAAGGACCAUUUAAGAAUGAAGUUGAGGGCGUUCAGCCGCCUUUGGAGGGCAAGCCGGACACCAGGAAUCUGUUUGUGAACACUUCGCAAUGCCGGAUGAUUGCCAUGGACCCCCUGUCGCCCAUGGCGCAGCACUAUAUGACACCCAUGCCCAUAUACUGGUGCUACAUGAUCAAGUUGUUGGAGGCCAAGACGAUUGGCGGACGGAACUACCUACAGUUGGUCGCUGGAGCGAAGGAACUUUGGCAGAAGCUCGGAGUUCGGAGGCUGAGCGAAAUUACCUGCGCCUACAAUCGCCUCGAGCGAUUAAACGACUUUCUCAACAAGUACCUGGAAUCGAAGGUAUUUCGCUUCAGUAGGUAUAGUAACUUCACUGAGGUUAAGUCGGGCAAUAUAACACUGAGGGUCUGGUGCUGGAAGGACUUCGGCCGUGUGGUUUACCACGAUGUUCUUUUGUUCCUGCCAUUGCCAGGGGAUCAGUCAAGGAAAGCUCCUAGCCCGGAGAAGCCUGUGAAACGACUCUCCGUUUUGAUCCUGGGCAUCGAUUCUAUUUCCCACAUGCACUAUCUUCGCUACUUCAGUCGAGUAAUGGACUUUUUGGAUCGCUUGCCGCACACAGAGUUCUGGGGCUACAACCGGGUUGGCCAAAACUCUUAUCCCAAUCUGCUACCGCUCCUUAGUGGUCAGAGUGUGGAUGAGGUGGAAUCCCCAAGGGGUUGUUUUGGGGCAAACUACAAGAUAAGCUUCGACCGGUGCCGCCUCCUGUGGAAGGACUUCAAGGCGGCUGGUUACGCCACCAUUUUUGGCGAGGACUCUCGCAAGGGUGGCACCUUUAACUACGUAAGACCCGGCUUUAGGCGCCAGCCCACAGACUUUUAUUUGAGAAGCGUAAUGAACGAGAUCCACAUGUGGACCAAAUACAUCGCCAGAGGUCCUGAGGAGAUAACCUGCAGUGCGGAUCGAGUAUAUCAUCAUGUCCUGUACGACUUUAUCUACCGCUUGCUGCCCCAUAUGCAGGCUAGAAGCCUAGAUCGGGGAUUCUUUGCCUUUUUCUGGCAGACGAUGGGCGUCCACGAUUAUUUUCAGUACGGCGAACAGACAGAUUUGCAAUACUAUUUGAUCCUACGCGCCCUGCAAAGAAGAAAUAUCCUGAAAAGAACCCUGGUUCUCAUUUUAUCCGAUCACGGUCUGCGCUAUGGUCCCUUUGUGAAAACUUUUCAGGGCAUGAGGGAGACCUCGCUGCCAACAUUGGUGGCCAUAUAUCCAAAAUGGCUGCCCAAAAGAUUUCCCCUGGCUGUGGAAAAUCUUCGGGCCAACGCCCAUCGACUGGUGACCACUUAUGAUAUCCACGAGACCCUGAAGGAUGUGGUGAAUCUGGAGAACCUUAGCGACGAGCGAAUUAGGAAUAGAACCCUGCGAUUGCGAAAUGAGCACAAUGUCUCCCUAUUCCUGCCCAUUCCCGAGGAGCGGAGUUGCUUUUCCGCCCGCAUUCCAUUGCACUACUGCGAGUGCGAUGGAUUCAUCAAGAUACCAUGGAUUGCAAAGAGAAUCCAAAAGACUGCCGAGUUCGCCGUGGCGAGCAUUAAUAAGUUGUUACUACCCUAUAAGCAGUGUCAUCAGUUAAAACUCCUCAGGGUGGAGGAUGCCUAUCUGAGGAAAAAGGAGAAGGAGAGCAAUGCCAUCACCGUGCGUGUGGUGACCCAGCCGGGAAGUGGCCACUUCGAUGCCACCGUUCUCUCCAAAAAUGAUAGUUCUGUACUGGGAGACGUAACAAGAACCGAUCAAUAUAGACACCAGUCCUUCUGCGCCCGAGAAGAACCCAUCGAGAUCUAUUGCUACUGUUCUUAGUUUUCACUUUUUUUAUUGUAUUUCCUAUCAAAAAUAAUAAACUAAUCCUCUUGUUU
Messenger RNA from Drosophila biarmipes, 2020 nucleotides. RefSeq lists its product as uncharacterized. The transcript has 2 exons. The record is from RefSeq and is a predicted model, not a curated record. NCBI's taxonomy places the organism in Eukaryota, Metazoa, Arthropoda, Insecta, Diptera, Drosophilidae. Bases 27 to 1964 code for a protein of 645 amino acids.